Molecule: messenger RNA, 345 nt
Organism: Trematosphaeria pertusa
Lineage: Eukaryota; Fungi; Ascomycota; Dothideomycetes; Pleosporales; Trematosphaeriaceae
Exons: 2
Coding region: 1-345 (114 amino acids)
Source: RefSeq, a predicted model, not a curated record
AUGCUUAACGCCCACGGCCAGCCGCCCCCGCCGCCAUGGAACCAGCACGCCGCAUAUCAGUUCCCGCCGCCGCCCCCUCCAGACGAGCCCCCGCCGUCCUACGAUGAUGCCACACACUCCUCGAGCUCCCCUCUCCUCGUCGGCCCGCCUCCGAACUACGGCACCGACCAAGCGUACGCCGAGCCUGCUGAAUCGUCCGUCGCCAGCAGCGAGAUCGAGAGCACGGAUAGGUCGCUCCCGGAAUGGGUCGGCCAGGCACUCGUGGUUAUAGUGUUCAUCGGCAUCAUAUACGGCUUCUGGAAGCUCGUCAAUGACCCUGAUGGCUUGGACGGAUUUCCUGGCUGA